ACCAUCCGCCCAUGUGAAAAAGCUGCUAUCCUCCUGCUUACAAGCUCCUUUUGAAUACUGAAAGGUCACAACGAAGCCCUCCUGGAACCUUCUCCAGGUUGAACACCCCUGGCUCUCAGCCUGCCUUCAUAGCAGAGCUGCUGCGGCCCUCUGAGCAUCCCUGUGUCGUCCUCCAGCUCCAUUACAGCAGCAUUGCAUCCUUUCUGUUCUCAGGGUCCCAGGCCUGGGUUCAGUGCUCCCACCAAACUCCUGUGAUGGUUGCUACAAAGAAGGAGCUGUGCUGCUCAGAGUUUGUUUUCCAGCAGGUGAGAAGGAAAUACCUAGAGAAGGGGCUGGGAUCCAGAUCCAGGUGCGUGGUUUGAGUUAUGCUGGGGAAUGCUCCAACUGGAACCAGAUAAAGCAAAGGUGCAGGGCAGAGAAAGGGCUGCUGCUGCUGCUCGGCUUUAUCCGUCCUGCUGCAAACCGAAGGGCGAAGUACUUCUGCACCGCCGGCAGAGCUCCGUGCCCGCCGCACCGCGGGGCAGCAGCAAACCGGAUUGCGGCAAUGCUCCUCCUCCGGCUUCGGAGGGGUGGGGAGUAGGAACCGGCAUCCUCCCCGCAUCCAUCCCGGCCUCCGCACCGUGGGCACUUCCAUCCCCUCACCCCCCCCAGCCUGCACCCCAUGGGCUGUGCGGUGCCCCCCCGGCCCGUAGUCGCCCACAGCCCGGUAUGGAGCUACUGAGCGGAGCGCUGAAGAAGAGAGCCACGGAGCAGCACUACCGAGCGGAGGUGAUGAUCGCCGGAGAGCAGCUGAGGCUUCGACUACACGAUGGGAAGCUCAUUAAGGACAGGCGUUACCACCUCCGAACUUACCCCAACUGCUUCGUGGCGAAGGAGCUCACGGACUGGCUGAUUGACCACAAGGAAGCCCCAGACCGAGAGACGGGCAUCCGCCUGAUGCAGAAGCUGAUGGACCACUACAUCAUCCACCAUGUUUGUGAUGAGCACUCGGACUACAAGGACGCCAAGCUGCUGUACCGCUUCCGCAAGGACGACGGGACCUUCCCCCUCAGCAAGGAUGUGAAGGUGUUCAUGCGGGGACAGAGCCUUUAUGAGAAGCUGGUGAGCGUGGAGGGCUCCAUCCUGAAGGUGAGGGAGGAGAACUCAGUGAAAUAUCAGCGGGCGUUCCUGGGCUGCGAGAUGGUGGAGUGGCUGGUGCAGGAGGGAGAAGCAGAGAGCCGGAGGGAAGCAGUGGAGCUGGGCCAGGCGCUGCUGGAGCACGGGAUCAUUCAGCACGUCUCCAACAGGCACCACUUCCUGGACACUGACAUCCUUUACCAAUUCUGGAUCAAUUUCCGACGGCGGCGGCGUCUCACCGAGCUGCUCAGUGAGAAUUCCUCCCGUGCUCUGUCCGAGAGCCCCGACAGCCCCUUCUGCCUCCGCAAGCUCAACCCAGAGCCAGGCAACACCAGCUUUCUCUCUGUCCAACCCAACAAGGAGAUCAAAGUUGUCUCAGCUGUUCGGAGGAGCAGCAUCACUUCCCUUGCUGGAAACUCCAACCCUUACUUCAGCAUUACUCCCACGUUGGUUUUCCCACCUGUGGCUGAGUGCAACCCCAAAUCAGUGUUAAAGAGACCUGUCACCAAUGAAGAGCUCCUGUCCCCUGGGGCCCCCUACGUCAAGAAGACACUAACUAUUGUGGGGGAUGCUGUGGGCUGGGGCUUUGUGGUUCGAGGAGGCAGACCGUGCCACAUCCAGGCCGUGGACCCAGGAGGACCCGCUGCUGCUGCAGGCAUGAAGGUGUGCCAGUUUGUUUUCUCAGUGAAUGGCAUGUACGUUUUGCAUCUGGACUAUCAGACCAUCAGCAGCCUCAUCAUGACAGGACCACGGACUCUCGUCAUGGAAGUCAUGGAGGCCAUUGAAUGAAUGGAGGAGCCUCAUCCCACCACUGCAUGGAAGAGCAGGGCACUGUGAAGUAGGGAUGGACUGUGGGCAGGGACCAAGUUCAACCUUUCACUCUGAAAUGUUGUUAGUCAGUCAUUUUAACAUUUUCAAAUAAACACGUUCUAAUGGACGACUCUUGGA
This is a messenger RNA of Coturnix japonica (Japanese quail), 2064 nucleotides long. Its product is annotated as DEP domain-containing mTOR-interacting protein-like. Gene Ontology annotation, biological process: intracellular signal transduction; positive regulation of GTPase activity; G protein-coupled receptor signaling pathway. The record is from RefSeq and is a predicted model, not a curated record. Lineage: Eukaryota; Metazoa; Chordata; Aves; Galliformes; Phasianidae. Gene Ontology annotation, molecular function: GTPase activator activity; guanyl-nucleotide exchange factor activity; protein binding. Gene Ontology annotation, cellular component: plasma membrane.